AUGAAUGCGACAUGUCUUAACACCACCAUUCCUCUUCCUUCUUGCCACUUGCACCAAGCUGCAAUCCACCAGCUCAUCCAAGUAGUACUCUGCAUAUCUUUUGGUUCCACUGCACUUGAUUCCAGCUUCACAUGGUUGUAUGAACCCUUCAGCCAUCCACAUUUGGAUCACAUCCCUUGCCGUGAUCUAGUUGUCCUCAGGAUAGAUUCCAAAACACAAAAAACUGUUGCAACAUUGGUUGGUCAUCGUGAUUACUCUUUUGCUUCUGCAUGGCCUGAUGGACAUACCUUCGCAACGGGGAAUCAGGAUAAGACUUGCAGAGUAUGGGAUGCUAGACACUUAUCGUCUCCUAUUGCCAUUCUCAAGGGUAACCUAGGGGCAACACGGUCUAUUCGGUUUUCUUCAGAUGGUCAAUUUAUGGUGGUUGCUGAGCCUGCAGAUUUUGUGCAUGUUUAUAGUACAAAGGCAGAUUAUAAAAAACGUCAAGAGAUUGAUUUCUUUGGGGAAAUUUCUGGGGUUUCUCUGAGUCCUGAUGAUGAGUGUAUGUAUAUUGGAAUCUGGGAUCGGACUUAUGCGAGCUUGCUACAGUAUAAUAGGAGGCAUCAAUAUGAAUAUCUUGAAUCCUACUUUUGAUCUUUGAUUCGUGCUGGUUGAUUUAGGAGUAUCCUUAAUGUUAAUUUAUAGAGCUGUUUGAGAUUCUAUAUCUUUUUCCUUUGUUUUUGGCAGUAUUUUAUGCAGGUCAGUAUGAUUAAUGAAGACCACAGCAUCCUAAGAUAUUUGUACAAUGUAAUCAUUGCUCACCAUAAUUCCUUGUAUUUGUGAACUUUUGAUGUGAA
Abrus precatorius (Indian licorice) is the source of this 836-nucleotide messenger RNA. RefSeq lists its product as uncharacterized. NCBI's taxonomy places the organism in Eukaryota, Viridiplantae, Streptophyta, Magnoliopsida, Fabales, Fabaceae. Gene Ontology annotation, molecular function: protein binding. The record is from RefSeq and is a predicted model, not a curated record.